UGCCACUAGGCGCUGUUUGCUGUUGAAUGCGCGCCAGGUGGGAGCCAGAGGAUUGACCUCUAGGGCUUCCCUUGACAGCCGCCACGGCAAUCUCCUCCCCAGAAAGUCCUCCAAGUCGGCAACAGCCCCGCCUGCUACAGGACAGGGCAGGCCUGGUGGGUGUGGGAGCAAAGCGGUCAGAGGUUCAGAGGAGGCAGAGCUGAGCCAUGGGGAAGAAGCGCGACGCCAUCCUGGAGGCGCUGGAGAACCUGACCCCGGAGGAGCUCAAGAAGUUUAAGCUGAAGCUGGGGACGGCGCCGCUCCGCGAAGGUUUUCGGAACAUCCCGCGGGGGGCGCUCGGGCAGCUCGACGCGGUGGACCUCACCGACAAGCUGGUCUCCUUCUACUGCGAGGACUACGGCGCCGAACUCACCGCAGUCGUGCUGCUCGACAUGGGCAUGCAGGAGGAGGCUUCACGGCUUCAGGGGGUCUCAUAAAGACAGACGUGGUUGGGAGUUUUGCGGUUUUCAGCAGAGGAGUCUGGGGGCCAAGGAGAAAUGCAGUGCAGUACAAUGCUGACGAUGUUUGUGGGCAAAAAUAACCCGCAGAAGCCCGCCCCGACCACCAGUUUUGAGAAGAUGGCAGCUUCUCCACCGCGCCGACCAAGGACCGCCCGAUGCCUACAGCCCCCGCCUGCUCCUGCCCCUCCCUGCACCUGUCGUUAAUUCCAACGCAGCCCAAUAAAUGCUUCAUGACAGACCUUCC
This is a messenger RNA of Pteronotus mesoamericanus, 744 nucleotides long. RefSeq names its product pyrin domain containing 1 (gene PYDC1). Bases 207 to 476 code for a protein of 89 amino acids. The record is from RefSeq and is a predicted model, not a curated record. The transcript has 3 exons. Lineage: Eukaryota; Metazoa; Chordata; Mammalia; Chiroptera; Mormoopidae.